UCCGGGUGUGCACACUGCUUUGCGGUCCUGAGUUUGUACGGAUUUUCAAUACACACAAUGAAGGUUGCCACCUGGAAUAUAAAUGGUAUACGGACAUUCAGAUGUCAGAUGAAAAAGACACUCGAUGCAUUGGACGCUGAUAUUAUAUGUGUCCAGGAGACCAAAGUGACAAGAGACCUGCUGGAUGAAAGAACUGCCAUCGUCGAUGGUUACAACUCCUAUUUCAGUUUCAGUCGGGGACGCAGCGGCUACUCAGGGGUUGCCACUUACUGCAAAGACAGUGCUACUCCGUUUGCUGCUGAGGAGGGGCUCACCGGUCUGUUGACCAAUCAUGAGGGGGCUAUUGGUUGCUACGGUAAUCACUCAGAGUUUACUGAUGAGGAUCUGCAGCUUUUAGACAAGGAAGGACGAGCUGUCAUCACACAACACAGAGUCCGGUGUUCGGACAACAUACAGUACAGCACGGUUACGGUUAUAAACGUUUACUGUCCCCGUGCUGACCCUGAAAAGCCAGAGCGGAAACAGUUCAAACUGCAUUUCUACCAGCUGCUUCAGAGCCGAGCCGAGGCUAUACUGAAAAAGGGAAGCCAUGUCAUUGUUUUAGGGGAUGUAAAUACGUCUCAUCGUCCAAUUGACCACUGUGACCCCAAUGAAAUUGAUGACUUUGAGGACAACCCUGGUAGAAAGUGGCUUAACAGCUUUUUAAGGGAUGAAAAAGCAUCUGAAUCAACAGAUUUCCUCCAUGGUGGACAGUUUGUUGACACCUUUCGCUAUUUCCACCCGACACGCACGGGUGCCUUCACAUGCUGGUCCACUCUCACGGGGGCACGUCAGACCAACUACGGCACACGCAUUGACUACAUCUUCGCGGAUUAUCAGCUCGCAAAGGAGCAGUUUACAGAAGCCGACAUCAUGCCGGAGGUGGAGGGCUCGGACCACUGUCCCGUAUGGGGGGCACUCAGGUGCUCUCUGCUGCCCAGCUCCAAGCCUCCCCCUCUUUCUACCUGCUACCUGCCAGAGUUUGCAGGCAAGCAGCAGAAACUCUCACGCUUUCUUGUUAAAGUGGACCAAAAGUCAAGGGAUGCAUUACCUGGAUCUCAAGAAGAAGGGGAAAGAAGGGAGAACAUAAAUACACCUGCAGCGGGGAAUGUCUCUGCUACAAAACGAAUAAUGAGCAUAGAAUCUGCUGUGCCAAAGACCAAAAAGGCCAAAACAGUUAAGGCUUCCUCAAAGCCACAGGGCGAUCUUCUUGCCUUUUUUAAACCCAAAAAUGAAAAACAGCUUGGCCUGAGUGAAGUUCGCUCCCCACAAAGUUCCCUCAAAGCGCCACCAAUUGGGGAUGGCCUAUUCAAACCUGACUGCUCUGAGCUGGUGCAUCAUGUUUUGCCACAGAUGGACAACACCAGCGCCACGCAAGACAAGCAGGAGAAGACGCAAGCUGAAGACUUUGGCACACAGACAACAAACCCACAUGGCAGCAAAGGAGCAUCGUUACUGUUUUGGAAGUCUGUCCUUCACGGGCCGCCCCCGCCACCCGCUUGCAAGGUUCAUGGCGAGCCCUGUGUGCUGCGUACUGUUAAGAAGGACGGGCCGAACAUGGGCCGACAGUUCUUUGUGUGCGCCCGCCCUCAAGGGCACGCUGCCAACCCAGAGGCUCGGUGUAAUUUCUUUGCGUGGGUUGACAGGAGGAAAUGACAUGUUAAAUGAAAAAGACUCCACUUCAAAUGGCCCAACAUUUAUGUUGUUUGAGCUGUUUCCCUUUUUUUAAUCUGAAUAAAAUGGUGUUUUAUUCUACUUUAGUUUUCCUUAGAUUUAUGUAAAGUCAUUUGCAAUAGUUUAGCAACUUCUUGAGAAUGUGGCUUGUCUUCAUUGUCAAGCGCAGGCUAACAAAAAUCUUAGGAUCCCACGAUGCAGGGUGAGCAGGUGCAUAAGGUGCGUGACUUUAUUACAACAGAUCCUCAGGGAGAAAAGGUAGCACAAUGUGGCUACGACCAAAAGGGUGUAGAGCAAGGCAAAGGAGUAACAAAAAGUCACUGUGGCGUACGGCCGACAGGAAAAACACUAACCUUAGUGCAGGGAAAGAAAAACAACUAGUUAUCGCCGGGAUGGCACGGCAGCAAGAAAAAUAGGUUAGCACAAGUCACAAUCAGAGAACAUAGAACUUGGAGGAUAGGCUUGGUUGUAGGCAAGAGGCGACGACAAUCAGGCACCGGGCCGCAGCCAUCCAGCGGCAUAAGAAUGGGAGCAGGUGAUUAGUGGCAGGUGUACUGAUGGGAUUCCAGCUCCGCCUCAACAAGUACUACAGAAAGAAGACAACAGGCGGGAGCAGAGCGACAAGAAUCAUAACAUUUAUUUCAGAUCAAAGCAUUUUAUUGAUACUCUCACUGCCCACUUUUUAAGGUACACCCAUUAGCCAGCCCUACCCAGUGUGGCGCCCUUGGCGAGAUUUUAUACGCACCCCCCUCCAUGGAUAAUUUACAUAUGCUUACAAAAGAAAUGGAAUGGCACUGUUGUUACCGUUGUCUUUAAUUUGUAAGAUAAUGUAAAGCACCCAAUUUACAUGCUUCACAAAUUCCACUCACCAAAAGUAUAUAAACGUAACACUUUUUUUUUGCUCCCAUUUUUGAUGAGCUGAAC
This is a messenger RNA of Dunckerocampus dactyliophorus (ringed pipefish), 2637 nucleotides long. RefSeq names its product APEX nuclease (apurinic/apyrimidinic endonuclease) 2 (gene apex2). Gene Ontology annotation, biological process: base-excision repair. Gene Ontology annotation, cellular component: nucleus. The transcript has 6 exons. Bases 58 to 1695 code for a protein of 545 amino acids. The record is from RefSeq and is a predicted model, not a curated record. Gene Ontology annotation, molecular function: endonuclease activity; DNA-(apurinic or apyrimidinic site) endonuclease activity; DNA binding. NCBI's taxonomy places the organism in Eukaryota, Metazoa, Chordata, Actinopteri, Syngnathiformes, Syngnathidae.